Messenger RNA from Monoraphidium neglectum, 951 nucleotides. Its product is annotated as Peroxiredoxin. Gene Ontology annotation, molecular function: thioredoxin peroxidase activity. Gene Ontology annotation, cellular component: cytoplasm. The transcript is spliced from 6 exons. Bases 1 to 951 code for a protein of 316 amino acids. Gene Ontology annotation, biological process: cell redox homeostasis; cellular response to oxidative stress. The record is from RefSeq and is a predicted model, not a curated record. Lineage: Eukaryota; Viridiplantae; Chlorophyta; Chlorophyceae; Sphaeropleales; Selenastraceae.
AUGGCUCCCAAGAGGGCAAGCAAGAAGAAGACCGAGGCGGAGGCGGCGCCUGCGGAGGAGGUUGCUGAGGCGGAGGCCCCUGUUGAGGAGGACAAGGAGGAGCCCGCCCCUGCCAAGGCGGACGCCCCUGAAGAGGAGGCGGAGGAGGAGGCGGCUGCCGAGGAGCCUGAGGAGAAGCCCAAGGGCCGCAAGAGCGCGCCGGCAGCCAAGAAAGAGAAGGCUGCCGCGCCCGCCAAGCGCGGCAAGAAGGCGGCGGCGAAGGAGGACGAUAAGGAGGAGGAGGAGAAAGAGGAGGAGAAGGAGGCCGAGGCUGAGGCAGAGGAGGAGGCAGCGGCCGAGGAGCCGGAAGAGAAGCUCAAGGGCCGCAAGCGCGCGCCCGCCGCCAAGAAGGAGAAGGCCGCGGCGCCCGCCAAGCGCGGCAAGAAGGCGGCGGCGAAGGAGGAGGAGAAGGAGGAGGAGGUGAAGGAGGCAGAGGCGGAGGCUGAGGAAGAGGCGGCGGCUGAGGAGCCAGAGGAGAAGGCGGAGGAGAAGCCGAAGGGGCGCAAGCGCGCCGCGGCAGCCAAGAAGGCAAAGGAAGAGGAAGAGGAGGAGGACGACGAGGACGAUGAGGAGGACGAGGAGGAGGAGGAGGAAGAGAAGCCUAAGAAGCGCGGCCGCAAGGCCGCCGAGCCCAAGGCCAAGGCCGCCCCCAAGGAGGCCGCCAAGUCCGCCGGCAAGCUGGCGGCCGGCGACGCGCUGCCCGACUUUGAGCUCAAGACCGAGGCGGGCGACGCGUUCAAGGCGUCCGAGGUUGUGGCGGAGAGCGGCCUGGUGAUCUUUGCGUACCCCAAGGCCAACACCGGCGGCUGCACCAAGCAGGCCCUCGGCUUCAAGGCCAACCACGAGGAGCUGGCUGCCGCAGGGUACAAGGUGUUUGGCAUCUCCGCAGACAACCCCAAGCCCCAGUCAUAG